CUUGUCAAAAUAACGGUCUGGAUCAACAAACCAUGGGACCCACUAGUGCAUAGUAAGGAUCUGAGUAGAAUAAUACUAUGGGUGGAGUAUCAUAAAUACAACACCUCAUUCCCUCCUCUAGUAUAGUGGUUGGUCCGAAAGCUUAUCAACUCAAAUUAAGAUACGUGGAAAAGACUGGCAAAUUGCAAUCUAAGCAUGCAACCACAAUCUCCUUCUUUUUUACUCCAAAAUCUUGUGUUUUCUUGAUAUUUGAUUGUCUUUCCUAAGUGGGGAUUCUUCUUUCUUUCUUUCUUGAGAGAGAACUGUUUUUUUUUUUUUUUUUUUCAGCCUUUCAUCUCUUGAAUUGGAAAAAUUAGAACUUUGGUAGUGGGUUGUAGAAAGGAAAGCACUUGUGAUUCUGUGGCCUUUAAUAUUCUUCUUUUUCUUCUUUUAAGUGAUUUCUGUUUCUUUUCUGAUGAGAGUAGUAGAUUUUGGAUUUUUAAAUUUUUUUUUUUUUUUUCUGGCUUUUGGGUGUUUGAAAUUUGAGGUCGAUGGCUUGUUUGGUUGAUCAUGGGAACAAAACCGAGAUGGAAAAUAUGGUUUUUUAUGGCUGUUUGGUUAGUUCUUGGGGGUCUUGUUCUUGGCAUUUUCAGUUUCAGGCAUUUGUCUGUUGAAUUAUGGUUUACACCAUGAAAGAAGCAUCACAUGUCUGUGUUCCCAUGACCCCAAAAUGGGAUUUCAAAGUCCAUGAAGCUGCUCAGAGCAGCUUCAGAUCUGCCCACUUCCUUUUUAGUUGUAUUUCAGGGCAGAAACAAGGGACGAGCAUUCAAGAACUUAGUGUGAUUGCCGACGGUGCAGUAGCCGAAUUCAGGAAGUUAGUUUCUCUUCUAGAUGGCCCAUUGCCGGAUCGCAAGAGGAUCAGAAAGGGCCCCUUGCCGAAUUCCCUUAAUGUCGAUCCAAAUGAAUUGAUGGACAGCUCUGAUUCAUCGAUCCCUACACGCACCGGUCCCACUCACUUCAAUCAGGGCCACUCCCAAUUCAGGCAAUUGCUUCCUCUCCAGAGUAAUAGCCCAAAUCCUGUCCUUACACACGCCAGCAGUUUUCAGUUGUAUCGACAAGUACAGCCUUCCAUGUUACAGCGUUGUUAUUCUGAAACCAAUUUUGUUGUUCCGAAGAAUUCGUUCUUGCGAUUGGAUGGUUGUGUUAGUCAGGCAUCGACAGUUCCUUCUGGGCAGUCGCUUGUUUCCUCAAUUAGUUUAGAUGGAAAUAGCACCGAUAAGCGGGUAUUACAGUACUCAUCGUCAUCAAUUCAGUCGGCUCCAACGGGUCAGGAUGAUUACUCUAUGUUCUCUUCCAAGAUCAAGUUUGGAGGAAAGAGCGACGAAGCGAGUACUAGAUGUGCUGCCUCCACAGGAGGAUGUCACUGCUCAAAGCGAAGGAAACUGAGGAUAAAGAGAACCAUCAGAGUUCCCGCCGUAAGUAGCAAAUUAUCAGAUAUACCUUCAGAUGAUUUCUCAUGGAGGAAAUAUGGGCAAAAGCCCAUCAAAGGUUCUCCGCAUCCAAGGAGCUAUUACAAGUGCAGCAGCAUGAGGGGAUGUCCUGCAAGAAAGCAUGUAGAACGCUGUUUGGACGAUCCUAGCAUGAUGAUCGUGACAUAUGAAGGGGAUCACAACCACUCAAGAAUCACAUUCGCCAUGCCCGACAUCAUACUUCAUCCAUAAAAUCAAAAUGGUGAUUACCUUCCCUCCAAGCAAAAGAGGUGGGUAAUCCCAAUUGUCUUUGGCUCUACCUACACUUGGGAAUUAGAAAUUGAAAUCACAUGCUUUCAUGGAGAAGAAGCUUCCUUCUUCCGAAGUUCAUCAGUCCAUAUUUGUGAGUACAAUUCGUAUUUUGCUUCUCCUCCUUGGUUUAGUCUGCCAUGAACGGACACAAAUGGAUCAAAUCGAGAGUUUGUAUUGUGAAUAUUAUCAGCUACAAUGCUUUUCAAAGUUGAUACUAUGUAAAAGAUAAUUUCUAAUCAAAAUAAGGUUAAUAAUCA
Magnolia sinica is the source of this 2017-nucleotide messenger RNA. RefSeq names its product probable WRKY transcription factor 74. The transcript has 3 exons. The record is from RefSeq and is a predicted model, not a curated record. Gene Ontology annotation, molecular function: DNA-binding transcription factor activity; sequence-specific DNA binding. NCBI's taxonomy places the organism in Eukaryota, Viridiplantae, Streptophyta, Magnoliopsida, Magnoliales, Magnoliaceae. Gene Ontology annotation, biological process: regulation of DNA-templated transcription. The coding region runs from base 657 to 1700 and encodes 347 amino acids.